Nymphaea colorata (pocket water lily) is the source of this 1653-nucleotide messenger RNA. Its product is annotated as AT-hook motif nuclear-localized protein 10-like. The record is from RefSeq and is a predicted model, not a curated record. The transcript is spliced from 6 exons. Bases 238 to 1302 code for a protein of 354 amino acids. NCBI's taxonomy places the organism in Eukaryota, Viridiplantae, Streptophyta, Magnoliopsida, Nymphaeales, Nymphaeaceae. Gene Ontology annotation, molecular function: minor groove of adenine-thymine-rich DNA binding.
GAGCUAGUCACAGAAAAAAGGAGCCACUGUUUCACAAUCUCCACAGGAAGGAGAGAGAGCGAGAGAGAGAGAGAGAGAGAGAGAGAGAGAGAGAGAGUAAAUAAAGAAAGAAGCGGAGAAGGGAAGCCCCCACCAAAAGUACGAUCUUUUACUUCACGUCGCCCUUUCCAAUUCGUUGCUUUCUUCUUGGUCUGUAUUUUAUUUUCUUCUUGUUGGAGUACAAAACGCCUUCCAUGCAUGGAGGGCAACAAUGGGAGUAGCGGCCUUAACUCCUACUUCCAGGCAAGAGGAGACGGUCCUCCGGCCACCGGUGGCAUCUUUGGUUCCCCUGCCUCCAACAGUAACAACCCCAAUGUCUCUUCUUCUUCUUCUUUUACUGAGGAUCCCUCGUUCGUCUUCCCGCCACACUCCGUUGGCGGGAGGACCACCGCCGCAGCCACCACUACCACCACUAUCACCACUGUUCCGGGGGUUGCGCGGCGGAAACGUGGUCGGCCAAGAAAAUAUGGCGUUGGUGCUGAUGGGUCCGUGAAGCCAACCGCUGGCGUUAGCCUUCCUCCAUCUGGCGUUGAUUCCAAGAAAAAGCCGGGCUCUCAGAAGGCGGCUCAAAUGGCAGCUCUUGGCAAUGCUGGGCAAGGAUUUACACCUCAUGUCCUCUGGGUUGCUGUUGGAGAAGAUGUUUCUAAGAAGAUAAUGUCAUUCAUGCAACAGCAAAAGGAUGCUAUUUGUAUAGUCUCAGCAAAUGGAUCGAUAUCUAAUGCAAGUCUUCGCCAACCAGCAAUGACAGGAGGGACUAUAACAUAUGAGGGCCGAUUUGAGAUCCUGUCAUUAUCAGGGUCUUUUUUACAUGCUGAAAUUGGAGGAGCAUCAUCAAGAACUGGUGGACUUAGUGUUUGUUUAUCUGGAGCAGAUGGUCGCAUUGUUGGGGGUGGUGUUGGUGGUCCAUUGAUUGCUGCCAGCCCAGUCCAGAUCAUUAUUUGUUCCUUUGUAAUUGAUGGGGAGAAGGAUAUUGGCCAAGCUGAAAAAACUGAUAGUUCAGUUGUUAAGUCGCCUCCAUGCUUUCCAGGGUCAUCAAUGGCUCCCGUGAGCUUGAGACCAAUGUCUGACUUAAAAAUUCUCGGUAGGGGGAAUGGCCAAGAUAUGAUUGAAUGUGGAUCUAUGUUCCAAUCACCACACGUGGUUAGUCCUCGGUUGACUUGGUGGAGUGGGCAUAUGAAUCUGGAUGGUAAAUUUCCAAGUUUUGCCGGAAGGGCUGGUCAGGAACAGUCUCCUAAUGCUGGACCUAACCAUUUGCCAGACUAGACAGGAACUGCAAAAUUUGCAAACCAACUUGAGGCAUACAUUUCCGUGAGAUUCAAGAUGACAUUAAUGGCUUAAUUACUCUGUACAGAUUUUUGACAUACGGAGCUAUGUUUCAUUUUUUUUGCUCCAUGAUCAGCGAUUUCAUUUGUUCAAAGAUUCCAUUACAUCCCACCAGAACUAAGUUUAUCUUCCACCAUGUUGGAUGCUUGACACAGUUUUAUUUAGAUGCAACUUAAGUUCUCCCUUUGGUGCAGUUUCACUUCCAUGUGUCUUACCCUGGGUCUUUCACGUGUACAUGACAAUAUGCUGGAUACAGUUGGUCACUGAAUCUAUGUUUAAAUCUUAAGUUUA